Messenger RNA from Meleagris gallopavo (turkey), 1440 nucleotides. NCBI's taxonomy places the organism in Eukaryota, Metazoa, Chordata, Aves, Galliformes, Phasianidae. The record is from RefSeq and is a predicted model, not a curated record.
UGUGACAUUCUUGCAUUGCAGCAGUGCCAGGAGUCAAGCCCUGAUCGGAUUACACUGUAUGGUUUAAUGAUGAAACCUAUCCAGCGCUUCCCACAGUUCAUUCUGCUAUUGCAGGAUAUGUUGAAGAACACAAAUAAAGGACAUCCUGACAGAUUACCCCUGCAGAUGGCUCUUACGGAACUUGAAACACUAGCAGAGAAGCUGAAUGAAAGAAAAAGGGACGCAGAUCAGCGCUGUGAAAUAAAACAAAUAGCAAAAGCAAUGAACGAACGUUACCUGAACAAGCUACUCAGCAGUGGGAACAGGUACCUCAUACGGACUGAUGAUAUGGUGGAAACAGUCUACAAUGACAAAGGAGAAAUUAUCAAAACCAAAGAGCGACGACUUUUCAUGUUAAACGAUGUGCUGAUGUGCGCGACUGUGAACGUGCGCACUUCCUACGAAAGCAGUGGCACUGUGACAACUGGCCAGAGGUAUUUAUUAAAAUGGAGCGUACCACUGGGACAAGUGGAAGUCAUAGAGUAUGGGAGCAGUGAGGGCCAAGGAGAGAACUGCAGGUUUCCACCCCAGCACUCUGCUGAAAAUGUUAUUGUAAACUCUAAGCCAAACAAGCUGUAUAUGGGACCAGGGCAACUAUACCAUGAUCUGCAGAACCUUUUACAUGAUUUGAAUGUAGUUGGUCAAAUUAGUCAAUUAAUAGGCAGCCUUAAAGGAAAUUAUCAGAACUUAAACCAAUCGGUAGCACAUGACUGGACCUCAGGUUUACAAAAAUUGAUCUUGAAAAAAGAAGACGAAAUCAGAGCAGCAGAUCGCUGUAGAAUUCAGCUGCAGCUUCCAGGAAAACAGGACAAGUCUGGGCGGCCUACUUUCUUUACAGCUGUAUUCAAUACAUUUACUCCUGCCAUCAAACAGUCUUGGAUCAACAAUUUGCAAAUGGCUAAACUAGCCCUUGCGGAGGAUAACCUGUUAGGUUGGUUCUGUGUGGAAGAUGAUGGGAAUCAAAUCAAAAAGGAGAAACAUCCUCUCCUUGUUAGACACAUGCCAGUGAUGAUGGCCAAGCAGCAGGAGUUUAAGAUUGAAUGCGCCGCUUAUAACCCUGAAUUGUACCUCUCCGGAGAAACGGAGUCAGAUUCCUGUUCCAUGGAACAUGGUUUUCUUUGGAUUGGCAGUUGUACUAAUCAGAUGGGCCAGAUCGCAAUAGUCUCAUUUCAGAGCUCUGGUCCUAAGGUUAUUGAGUGCUUCAAUGUGGAAUCGCGGAUUCUCUGCAUGGUCUACAUACCAGAAGAAGAGAAAAUAAAGGAGAUAAAUAUGUCUCUCAACUCUGAAAAUGUUCCUGCAAAAGCUUCUAAUGUGCCUACUAUUUGCCUUGGCAUGGAAGAAGGAAGGUGAUUCUCAUUUUUAGCAUACUGUGUAUGAUUUAUUCAUUAGCUUUAUUACUCU